Saccostrea cuccullata (small rock oyster) is the source of this 822-nucleotide messenger RNA. RefSeq lists its product as uncharacterized. The transcript has 2 exons. NCBI's taxonomy places the organism in Eukaryota, Metazoa, Mollusca, Bivalvia, Ostreida, Ostreidae. The record is from RefSeq and is a predicted model, not a curated record. The coding region runs from base 128 to 802 and encodes 224 amino acids.
AACAACUAUUUUUUCCCUUCAUCUGGCCUUAUUUGCUACAAUCACGGUUUCGCCCCAGUGGUUUUUCUUUAUUAUAAAUCGAACACGCUUUCAUCAAGAUAGCCAUUUUCACGUAGUGUUUUAAAAUAUGAGCAAGCGCAGCCACGUGGAAGUUUCCGUUGAGGAGUUGCUUAUGAUAUUUAGAAGUUACUUGAUUCAUAAAUGCAACUGGCCUCUUAUCCUUGCGGAUAUAAGAAGUAACAUUAAUUUUCUUCCGGAAAACGCAAGGACUCUGUACAUGGAGGGGGCAUUCGAGAAACUGAAAAGAAGAAUGUCGGAUCAGGUCAGACGAUAUAUGAAGGACGACAGCGUCAAGAUUGAAAAUCCAGAAUUACUCUCCAUUGUAACCACACUGAGAGCAUCAGACAAGCGGUAUAGCGAAAAACUGACGCCCUCUGACAGAUAUCAAAAGAGUGUGACAUUUGGUCGCUGCACGGACGUCCCCUCCGCGGUGGAAGAUUCUGGGGAUUCUGAGCCCAGUUGUAGUAAGCCAGAUAAGACAAGCACACCUGUCAAGGAUACCGCAGUUCCAGCCAAAAAUACAGCAUCAACAAGCUAUCAACCAGAUAGGAAACGAGCGAUACCAGUAUCUGAAGCAGAUGAUACGGAUUCUGAGAUCGAGCAACAACAACCCUUGAAGAGGAAAAAGUCCACAUCUGAACUAGCCAGGAUGUGCUAUGAGAACUAUCUAGAGAGGCUUCCCCAGAAUGCUGAAUUAGAAAAGAAAAUGUAUUUAUGCAUGGACAAAUUCCUCAACAUGUAACAUUUUAUUUCAAGGAAAAU